UGUAUGUGGGUGUGUGUAUCCAUGUCUAUGGGGGUGUGAGCCUGUGUUUCCGUGUGGGUGUGUGCACACUCUCACCAGGGGAGAAGUGGGGUUCUGCAGACAGGCAGUGCUGGCAGCAGAGUGAGGAGCAGACGCAGGCAGACCGACGAGUGUCCCAGAGUCCGCCUCACAGCAGACAGUCGCACACAGAUGGGGGAGCAGACCAACAAAGUGGUCACUGUGCUCCUCAAAGCUGCCAUUCCAGCCCAGAAUGCCCUGUAUGGGCUUCUUGUGAUGCUGGGCAUUGUGGGAAAUGGGCUGGUGAUGGGCGUGGUUGGGAGAGGGCUCGUUAAGGAGGGCUUGGCCCGGCAGCACUCUGACAUCAUCCUACUGAACCUGGUGCUGUCCAACCUGCUGGUAUCCCUGGUCCGAAACAUUCCCCUGCUACUGGCUGACGUGGGGCUGCAGCUCUUCACCUCUCCAGGGUGCUGCCAGUUCCUGAUGUUCAUGUGGGUGUGGCUGCGCUCUGUCAACGUGUGGAUGACCAUGUGCCUCAGCGCCUUCCACUUCCUCACGCUGUGCAGGCUGGGCCCCGUGGUCCCCGCCGGCCCCCAUGGCCCCCGGGCGUCUCUGCAGCGCCUCCUGCUGGUGCUCGCCCUGAUCUGGAGCCUGAACCUUCUGUACUCCUUCCCCGGCUUCUUCUUCUCCACACAGGGGGGCCGCAACUCCACUGAGGAGCUGAUGCUGGUCAGUAGCACCACCCGCCCUCUGCUGGGGUGCGUCUGGAGUUUCCCCUCUCGCCGCGGAGGCCUGGCGUAUGCCACCACCUCCCUGGUGCUGCACGAGCUCCUUCCCAUCCUGCUCAUGGUGGCCACCAACCUGGGCACCCUGCACACGCUGGCCAGGCACGGCCGUUCCCAGCGGGCGGGGGAAACCACGCUGACCCGCAGGAUCCCCGCCGAGAGACGAGCUGCCAAGGUGGUCCUGGUGCUGAUCAUGCUGUUCAUCAUUUCCUGGGGCGCCAGCGUUCUGUCUGUUAACUACUACAACUACAACCGUGGGCCCUCUACCGAGUUCCUGCUGGUGAUGGCGCGCUUCACCAACAGCCUCUUCAUCGCCUUCAGCCCCCUGGUGCUGCUGGCUGGACACAGCCGCCUGAAGGCCAUCUUCAGGGUCAUUGCAGACCACGUCCACAGCUUCUGUUUCUCGCAAAGGUGCUUGAAAAAGUCCUGUUAAAGCAAGUGAUGUUACAUUGUUGAAAAAUGUCUGCAUGGAUCGAGUCCCAGUUAGAGCAUGGAAAGUGCCCUUGUUAGAUGCCCUCCAACCAGACACAGGUUCAGAUCAGAUUUCUGUCCUUGUGUGGCCGGAUCUUAGUGCUGUCUGAUACAGCCGACUAUGAUGUUUUCACACAUCAUCUGGAAAAAUGUCAGAUGAUCUGUAGCACCUCAAAUAGACACUGCUGCCACUUCAGGCUAGUCAGUGUUAGGUGUUCCACAACAAUCUAGUCUCGGAACAGCGCAAAUCUCUUCAAAUUUCUCUAAAAUUUAUUUUUCUAACACCUGUGGAGAAUUUCUUGUGAGCUCAAUGUACUUUUUCCCUUCUUGCAGAGGACAAGCAGUUGUACAUCCCUGUGAAAUGUGGUGAUAUAAAAUAUAUCAAGCUUAUUAAACUAUUGCUACAAUUAAACUUUGGAUGUCUAAAACUGUUUAUUCAAUUGCAAACACGUAGAUACUGGCUUUGUAUAGUUUCAGAGUUAUUUAAGAUCUAUUAUCAAUUUAUCUAAACUAGGCAGACUAAAGACUUGUUCUGGAGCAGAAUACCUGGUCUGCAGGUGGUGAGAACUGGAGAGGAUCAGACUGGUGU
Lepisosteus oculatus (spotted gar) is the source of this 1842-nucleotide messenger RNA. Its product is annotated as olfactory receptor class A-like protein 4. Lineage: Eukaryota; Metazoa; Chordata; Actinopteri; Semionotiformes; Lepisosteidae. Gene Ontology annotation, cellular component: membrane. Gene Ontology annotation, molecular function: G protein-coupled receptor activity. Gene Ontology annotation, biological process: G protein-coupled receptor signaling pathway. The record is from RefSeq and is a predicted model, not a curated record.